AUGUAUGUAUUUGAAGAUUCCAAAGAUGGCUUUUUUGUGAGGGGAAAAUCAUCAAAUGACUUCUCCCGCCCAGGGCCGGGUUGGACCCUAGGUCUGGAGCCGGACUUCUUGUAUCCAUUGGAGAACGUGACCAUCGCUCAAGGUCGGGACGCGAUGUUUACCUGCGUGGUGAAUAACCUUGGCGGUUACAGGGUAGCGUGGAUCAAAGCGGACACGAAGGCGAUUCUGGCGAUACACGAGCACGUGAUAACGAACAAUGCACGGCUGAGCGUCACGCACAAUGACUACAACACGUGGACGCUCAACAUUAGGGGUGUGAAGCGGGAGGACAGAGGACAAUAUAUGUGCCAAGUUAAUACUGACCCAAUGAAAAUGCAGACCGCAUUUCUGGAAGUAGUUAUUCCUCCAGACAUAAUCUAUGAAGAAACUUCUGGAGACAUGAUGGUACCAGAAGGUGGUUCUGCGAAGCUAGUCUGCAAAGCCAGGGGAUAUCCUCCACCCAAGAUAGUUUGGCGCAGAGAGGACGGAGGUGACAUUAUAUCAAGAGGAGGCCCACAAGGAAAGACUAAAGUUACAUCGCUGGAAGGCGAGAUCGUCAACCUAACAAAGGUCACGCGCUCAGAGAUGGGCGCAUACUUGUGCAUCGCAGCCAAUGGGGUGCCUCCCUCCGUCAGCAAGAGAAUAAUGCUGCAUGUACACUUCCAUCCAUUGGUGCAAGUACCAAAUCAACUGGUGGGUGCUCCGACAGGCACCGACGUCACCCUCCAGUGCCACGUCGAGGCCUCACCCAAGGCCAUCAACUAUUGGACUAGAGAGAAUGGUGAAAUGAUAAUAUCAAACGACAAAUACCAGAUGACGGAGAUCAACAGCUCUGCAUACAGCGUGCAGAUGCGUCUCGUUAUCAGGAACAUCCAGAGAAGUGACCUCGGAGGAUACAAGUGCAUAUCUAAGAAUUCUAUAGGCGAUGCCGAGGGCAACAUUAGGUUAUAUGAAAUGGAGUUACCAAAUCGCAAAUCGCGAGACGACGACGAUCGCGACUACUCCAUCGAAGAAACGAACGAUGUCCGUUCCAGUCUUCAGGGCCCACUUCGAGAAGGUGGACCAAGAGAUGAAGAUGCAAGCUUCUUAGGCGGAGGCGGGCCAGCCCCCGCUGCCGCGUCCGCCCUCACCGUGAGCGCUCCCUUUUUAAUAACGACCUUAGUCCUCGCCACAUGCUAA
Molecule: messenger RNA, 1218 nt
Organism: Spodoptera exigua (beet armyworm)
Lineage: Eukaryota; Metazoa; Arthropoda; Insecta; Lepidoptera; Noctuidae
Source: the annotation of a GenBank genome assembly